Haliotis rubra (blacklip abalone) is the source of this 1300-nucleotide messenger RNA. RefSeq names its product alpha-(1,3)-fucosyltransferase fut-6-like. Gene Ontology annotation, molecular function: alpha-(1->3)-fucosyltransferase activity. The transcript has 3 exons. Gene Ontology annotation, cellular component: membrane. Bases 392 to 1300 code for a protein of 302 amino acids. Lineage: Eukaryota; Metazoa; Mollusca; Gastropoda; Lepetellida; Haliotidae. The record is from RefSeq and is a predicted model, not a curated record.
UCCUUCUCCGCUGAAACCCGGUGACUUGUAUUCAUGGACGACGUGAUUUUCUGCCGAUCAUUUCGAAAAUAGUGAACGCCAAACAGACAAUGUUAGUGCUUCAGCGUAAGACUGUUUACCAGUCUGUUGGGAAUAUGGUAUAUGGAAGUCAUCCUUCUCAUGCUGUUGUUUCGAUCAGUGGGACAUCAACAACGUAGAGAAGACAUGUGGAAGUUGAGGAAGAUGUACAGCGCCAAACACGUGGCAUUACCUCCAGGACUUCAGGUACACUGACAGGAAGAUGCACAUCCCAAAGACACCCAGGAGAAAGGUUAUAAUCUGUCUCAGUGUUGCAGCUGCGGCAUUGCUGGCAUGCUCCCUGUCAGGCUCCUUCUCUACUGGGAUGACAAAGAUGGCCCAGUGGGCAAACACGGUUCACAAGAAAAGUGUGGACAAGAUGAUCAAGAUGGUUACAACUGACACGGAGAUCCACCUUAACUAUGAUAAUGCUGUGCUCAGACCCGCCUUUAUUUCAGAUUCGUUGAACUCAAAAUCAAAUUCCAAGUCAGGAUUUCUAGAAAGUACAACAGGUGAUGAGAAGAAUACAACUAAACUGAUACUAUGGUAUUUGCGACCAAAUUAUGUCAAACCUACAAAUGAAGGAGAGUUACGUCCCUUGAAGAACUGUCCUCAUUUAAACUGUCGGGAAACAUCGGACGAGAAACUGCUACCUCGUGCAGAUGCCGUUGUAUUUGAUGUUCAUCGUGCAAUUAGAGCUGACAAUAAACCGCCCAGAUACCCAGAACAAACCUGGGUGUUUUACGCUCAAGAGUCUCCAAUCUACGUCAGAUCGAGUGUGUACAGAAUGGACAGAUGGAGGGCUUCUUUUAACUGGACCUGCACUUACCGACGAGAUUCCGACGUGUGGUUACCGUACGGAAUUAUCCGCAAAAAACCAAAAACAGCCAGGAAAGAUUAUCGUAAAAUAGCAGAAAGUAAAACCAAGAUGGCGGGUUGGCUGGUGAGUCACUGUUCAAGUCAGAGCAAGCGUGAAGAGUUUGCCAAGCGACUGGUAGAGCAGGGUAUCCAAGUCGAGAUAUUUGGAGACUGUGGAAAGAAAUGCGGGAACAGAAGUAAAGUUGGAUCAGAAACCUGUGAAGACUUGGCAUCUAGGAAUUAUUCCUUCUAUCUAGCAUUUGAAAACUCUCUCUGUAAAGACUACGUCACUGAAAAGUUCUUCCAUAUGUACAACAAAGAUGUCAUUCUUGUAGCAGGGGAGGGGUCCAGUUUUUGGAAAGCCUCCCAAAGGGAACGUUUAUAA